GCAAUCAUUCACUCACCGUCAUGUAAUUUUAAACCCUUAGACUUGCUUUUAUCAUGGGAACACAUGAUUUUUAAAAAAUAUAUAUAUUCUCCCAAAGCUUUCACAAAUUGUACUCUACUACAUGUUUGACACAAGAACUAUUGAUGUUUGUUCUUGUGCAUCAAACAAGUACAUCUGAGCUUCUAUAUCUGCUAUAUAUAUAUUUGAUACGAUCUAUGUGGUCUAAAGUUUCUCUUCAUAAGACUUGGGUUAAACAUCAUAUAGAUAACUUUCAUGAUCUCUUUUCGAUGCUUUAAAAAAAUUUUGUAAUGGGCUUUCCUUAGAGGGGCAGAAAUAUCUCAGCUUUCAUUAAAAGUAACUUAAUUUGUUUUGUGGAGUGAGUAAAUUAUAACAUUGUUGGAUGAACUAACCCUUUAAAUAUGUAUACACAUUUUUUUUCAGACAAAAUAUUUUUGGAUGUCAUCCAUUCAACAAUGGUGUUGACAGUAAAUGUGAACUACACCUGUGGUUCUCUAAUAGGACCUGUGUGAACUUCAGGAGAGCUGACUUCUUCCAGUAAAAAUCACACUGAAACUACCUGGUUAAAUUCAAAAGUGAAGUUAAUUGUAAGAAAGCUAUUUGGUUUGAUUAUUUGUUAUCUAUGUAAUUAAAUUUAUAAAUUUCUAUUAGUAUGACUUACAAAGUGUAGCUUAACUGUCUACUUAGGGCCGGUGUAUGUGCACCCGGAUGAAUGGUUUCUAUAUCCCAGAUUACCUCUCUGUUGGUUGUGGAGCUAUUGUGAGGAAAGGACAGUUUGGGAAAGCUUUAUGGUUCCCUUGGUCCAAGUUGUUUCUCUUGCACAUGAGCAGCUCAUUGAUGAUGGUGCAGAUGUUGUGUAAUGAGGGUCAUUGGGAGUGAGAACAAGAAUGGACUGGCUGGGCGUCUUAUUAUGCAGAACCAUUGGAGUUAAGAGGUCGAUGGGGGUGCGAAUGGCUGCUUAAGGGUCCCAAACAAAACCAGGGGAGGAGAGUUAAAAGAAGCCAAAAUUAAAAAACUGAGCUUAUAGGCAGAGCAAGGGAAUUUACCUUAUCAUUCGUAGCGUGGAGAGCCCGAGACAAGCAUGUCCGAAACGGAAUAUAUGUGGAUAACGUUAAUUGAAAUGGCCAACGUUACGCGCGCGCUAGCUUCUCUGCUGUUCUUUCUCGCUUUCAUGACUAUUGCUAUAGGAGUACAUUGCCGAUCGCUUCGUACACAACUUCGCAAGGUGACUUCUUUUCAAGGAGAGCGUAAAAUUCGUACUGGACACGUCCAGAGACGAGGCCGUCGCGAACCAGGACCCGAGCCCGACCAGUGCACCCUCCUGAGCGCCCCGUGGACGGAGAGCACCACUCCGCUUGGUGACUGGGGUCAGAUGUACCGUCUAAUGAUAUUAUCGACGAUGAGUGAUGGUCCACGACGUGCUGUUUUCCCAGAACAACCGCUCUUCAGAUUCGUUAGACGGGUUUAUCGCUGUUGUAAAGUGGGCUACCACUGUGGAAGUGUCAAGGGAAUACAAGGCGGAAAAGUUGGGGAUUACAACAUUGAGUUUCUUCUUGGUGAGGAUGUGCUGUCAGCCACGUUGGUGAAAGCAGAAGUUCAUUUUCACUUUUCAAACCCCCAACACCUCACCAUCCAACCCCUGCUGCCCUCGCUGGAGAAACGAGGGUUCCCUACUAGGUACAGUGUCUGGUUGAGAGAUGGCGUCGUGGAGCUAAGAGUAGAUCUGCUUGUCCUCUUCCAGGCCCUGCAGCUGGUCAUCGGAGGAGCCAUUAAAGGUCCAAGCCUGAUGGAAAUGCAUCGGGUGAGAGACUUGAUCAGACCAGGGUUCGUUGUCCAAAAGCAAAGACCCCCAUCUCCUCAAGACACAGUGUCUGUAGUGUGGGGGGAGGAGAAUGAGGGAAGGGAGGGUGCAGCCCCCCUGCAGCCCGCUUUAGAGCUGGGACUUGCAUUACGCUGCAGUCUAUUGGAUAAUAUCGCACUGCCCUGUCAAGAUUAUUGUGUACAUCUAGAACAUGCACCCUUCAUCGCUCUGACAUACACAUAGUGAGACACGUGCAGCUGUAUUGAACAGUGUUUUAGAUGUGGAAACUGCUUCUGUGUCCAGCCAAACACUGUCAAUGACCAGCAUCCCCAUCACAAGUUCUUUGUGGCAAUAAAAUCACCAUCCAUACAGUGCACUAACACCUGGUGUGAAUGUUCCCUGGAUGGUUCGCUAUUUUUUAAGAAUUGCUAAUGAUUCUCAUUGUUCUGUGACAAUGGUGCUUCAGUUGAAGCUUACUGUAAUUCAGAGUGGCCGAUGUUAUAUGGAACACUAUGCACUUGAUUAUGUAAAUUGAACGUAUUAACUUAAGGGUAUUAUGUGUCAGAAAAAUGUAAAUAGUGUAUAAUUACAGUUUUAUAUAUUUUUUUUUUUUUGCAUUGUAUAUGCAAAAAAUGUUUGUUUCUAUGUUUCUGUGGCCAGUGUAUUGUUUCCUCUCAAUUGUUUGAGACAUUUUGUCUCAGUAAGGUGUUUUAAAUAAAUUAAUUAUAAAUAUGCCUUACAUACUUAAUGAUUGAGAACUUAAGAGAAAAAUCAUACGAUCUGUUUCAGAUCGUAAUUUUGAUUAGUCUGUUGAGCAUCCAAUGCAAGUACUCCAAUAUAAUGCAAUUAACACAUUUUACCAAAUCGUUUUUGCACCUGUUAGGAAUGUCACAACAUUUUGUAGUCAUCAAUGA
Carassius auratus (goldfish) is the source of this 2733-nucleotide messenger RNA. RefSeq lists its product as uncharacterized. The record is from RefSeq and is a predicted model, not a curated record. Lineage: Eukaryota; Metazoa; Chordata; Actinopteri; Cypriniformes; Cyprinidae. The transcript is spliced from 3 exons. Bases 1100 to 2062 code for a protein of 320 amino acids.